This is a messenger RNA of Sinocyclocheilus grahami, 1650 nucleotides long. RefSeq names its product protocadherin beta-15-like. Gene Ontology annotation, cellular component: plasma membrane. NCBI's taxonomy places the organism in Eukaryota, Metazoa, Chordata, Actinopteri, Cypriniformes, Cyprinidae. The transcript has a single exon. The coding region runs from base 52 to 1650 and encodes 532 amino acids. Gene Ontology annotation, biological process: homophilic cell-cell adhesion. The record is from RefSeq and is a predicted model, not a curated record. Gene Ontology annotation, molecular function: calcium ion binding.
AACUUCUGCUUAAUAUCUGAAGAAUUCCAAAGGUUCCGCGUUGCUUGCGAGAUGUUUGAUCUUUUGUUCUUCGUGCUGGUGGCGCACACCGCUUAUGGAGACGUGAGCUAUUCUUUCCCGGAGGAGAUGAAACGCGGAUUUGUGAUUGGAAAUAUAGCAAAGGAUCUCGGACUCGAUGUGAACAGACUGUCAUCUCGAAAAGCUCGAAUUGAUACUGAAGGUAACAGAAAACAAUACUGUGACAUUAAUUUGAAUACUGGAGAACUGAUCGUAGCGGAGAGAAUCGAUAGAGAGGGGCUUUGUGGAAAGAAAGCUUCAUGUGUCGUAAACCAUGAGCUUGUCCUUGAAAGCCCUCUAGAACUGCAUCGCUUCAUUCUAAAUAUUGAAGACAUAAAUGAUAAUUCACCACAGUUCACAGAGAGUGUCGUUAAAUUCGAAAUACGAGAAUCAGCAGUCAAAGGAUCUCGCUACUUAUUAGAUGAGGCCCAUGAUGCCGAUAUUGCUCGGAAUUCUGUGCAAUCAUAUACACUUCAAGAUAAUGAACACUUUAUUCUUAAUGUACUAACCAGGGAAAAUGGAAGAAAAUAUGGCGAGCUCGUGCUGAAUAAAGAGUUAGAUCGUGAGCAGCAGAAAGAGGUAACAUUAAUUCUCACUGCGGUAGACGGCGGGACUCCACCGAGAUCAGGUACUGUAGCCAUACACGUCUCUGUGCUGGAUGCUAAUGAUAAUGCUCCAGUCUUUAGUCAGGCCGUCUAUAAAGUCAGUCUGCCUGAAAAUUCUCCUCUAGAUACUGUAGUGGUGACAGUGAGCGCUACUGAUGCUGACGAGGGACAAAAUGGAGAAGUGACUUAUGCAUUUAGUCAUUUAUCCGAAAUUGUCCGGCAAUUGUUUUUCCUUGAUACAGUGUCAGGAGAGAUUAAACUAAAGGGACUAGUGGAUUUUGAGGAGGAGAGUUCAGUCGAACUGCCGAUUCAAGCUAAAGAUGGUCAAGGGCUAGCUAGUCAUUGUACAGUAAUAUUAUAUGUUAUUGAUAUCAAUGAUAACCCUCCUAUAAUAGUGAUUCAUUCCCUUAACAGUCCUAUUCCCGAGAAUGCGUUACCCGGUACAGAGGUUGGCAUCAUUAAUGUCCAGGACAGAGACUCUGAUAAUAACGGACAGGUGCGCUGCUCCAUUCAGCAAAACGUCCCAUUUAAACUCGUACCUUCAGUCAAGAAAUAUUAUUCUCUGGUGACCACAGGCGAAUUAGACCGCGAGCUGCUCUCUGAUUAUAAUAUUACAAUUACUGCUACUGAUGAGGGCUCUCCGCCUUUAUCUUCCACUAAGAAUAUUCACCUGACUGUAGCUGACGUGAAUGAUAAUCCACCUGUAUUUCAGGAGCAGAGUUACAGAGCUCAUGUGCAAGAAAAUAACAAACCGGGCUCCUCUAUCUGUUCAGUAUCAGCUACAGACCAGGACUGGAGACAGAAUGGCACUGUAGUUUAUUCUCUGUUGUCCUCUGAUCUCAGUGGUGCACCGAUGUCCUCCUUCCUAUCCAUUAACGGAGACACCGGGGUCAUUCAUGCCGUGAGGAGCCAUUCCCAGCGCGUAUCUUCCUCCAAAUUACGCAGAGGUGGAGGGCGCGGGAACUCUCCGCAGCACUUACAAUUAUGA